AUGGCGUCCGUCCUCGCGAAGCUCGGGUACGGAUGGUACGAGCAGAUGCUCUCCGAGGUCGGCGUCUCGACGGUCGGCGACCUCAUGGCGUCGGCGACGGCGGCGGCGACGACGACGACGACGACGACGACGACGACGACGAACGACGACGACGACGGCGCGCGCCGCGACCGCGACCGCGUCGCCGCGUUCUUGACCGCGAACGCGUUCAGCGCCGCGCACGCGGACGCGAUCGCGGAGGAGAUCCUCGAGAUCGCGCGCGCGACGGAGAAGGACAAGCGGCGACAGCUGUCCAAGUCUGGCAGCGCGGACGGGAUGUUCAUGAUGGACACCCUGGACGGCGCGGCCGAGAACGCCCCUGACUUCGCCGCCGGCGCGUUCGAGGCGAAUAACUCGCGCCUGUCGCUGCUCAGAGAAGAGGUCAAGGACGCGAAGACGUUCCCGUCGAUAUCGCCCGAACGCAGAGCAGAGCUCGAAGGAGGUGCGGGGGACGACGACGAUGACGAGAAAGAGCGCCGCCGCGUCGCCGCCGCGGAGGCUGGGCUGAGAGAAGCCGCGACGGCGACGGCGACGGCGACGACGGCGGACGCGGGCGCGACGACGGCGGCGACGGCGACGACGGCGGCGACGACGGCGGCGACGACGCAGGAAACGAUUCGCUCGGCGUCCGUCGGCGGCCUCUACGACCGCGCGUUCCUCGACGCGAUCGCGCCUUUAUACGACCUCCACAUGGGCGCGGAGAACCUGGGGCCUCUGUUGUACGCGUGGGUGCGAUUCGCGAAGCCGGCGAACGUGUUAGAGAUCGGCGCGGGGUACACGUCGAUGUUUUUGCUGCGGGCGCUGGAAGACAACGCGGCGGAGAUCGAGGCGUAUCGCGCGUUGCGGGCGGAGGGCGCGUGCAGAUGCGGCGACGCGCCGUGGAGCGUGGACGCGUUCUUCACAAACAAAAACGGUCCGGAUGAGAACGUUAUUCGAGGGACGUUACACUGCGUCGAUAACAUGGCGCACGCGCACACGACGGCGAACGCCGUCGCCGCCGCCGCCGAGCGGCUGGGCCUCUCCGACCGCCUCCGACUGCACGAAGCGGACGCGCACGACCCGGACCUCCCGUCGCUCCUCGCGCCGAAGGUGGAGUUCGACAUGCUGUGGAUCGACCUCGGCGCCGCGCACAAGACGGAACGGUUCGUGAGAGACUGGUGGCCGCGCGUGCGGUCGGACGGAGGCAUCGUGGUCGUGCACUCUUCGCUGACCAACGCGAUGUCGAGAGGGUGGGUCGAACGCGCGCGAGAUCACUGCCACUCGCAGCGCGUUCGCGCCGCGGACGGGAGCGUGGAGCGGCGAAGCGCGGGGCCCGAGCGCGAGGGCGGCGCGAGCGAGUUCGACGAGCUCGGGGAGUUCGAGACGUUGUCGCUGUUGGAGCCGCACAAGAUGUUUCAAAACGCGGUCACCGUGUUGCAGAAGAGAGGCGGACGGUUCGGGCGGUACGACGAGCCGGUGCUCACGAAGUUUCCGUGA
This is a messenger RNA of Micromonas pusilla CCMP1545, 1515 nucleotides long. RefSeq lists its product as uncharacterized. The transcript has 2 exons. Lineage: Eukaryota; Viridiplantae; Chlorophyta; Mamiellophyceae; Mamiellales; Mamiellaceae. The record is from RefSeq and is a predicted model, not a curated record. Bases 1 to 1515 code for a protein of 504 amino acids.